Scaptodrosophila lebanonensis is the source of this 636-nucleotide messenger RNA. RefSeq lists its product as uncharacterized. The record is from RefSeq and is a predicted model, not a curated record. Bases 187 to 573 code for a protein of 128 amino acids. Lineage: Eukaryota; Metazoa; Arthropoda; Insecta; Diptera; Drosophilidae. The transcript has a single exon.
AUUCAGAAUAUAUGAAAAUCGUGAAACGCACUUUAAACGCUGCAUCGUAAGCCAGGAAAAAUUUUAGUGUCCAACGUAACAGCAACAACAAAAGUAAUAACAGAACCCAGUAACUGGAAUCCAACAUAAACUGUCCACCGAUGAGUGUACGUUUUUUUAAAAGGAAAACAACAUAAUUUGUUAAAAAUGCCACUUCAAAAUAAAAACGAUUAUAUACCAAUAAAGUGCGAGGGAUGGAAUGGCAAGUUCCUAUACCCGGAAGGUGCAGUCAAUAAUGUAUCCAAAAUUCGGCGUCAGAAUCAAAAUGUGACAAACACAAAUGAUUUCUACGGCUUCAAUACAGAGCCCAUUGUGCUCCCCAUUACCUGGGAUGGUACGUUUGUAAAGACUGGUGAAACGUGCCAUCAACCUCAUCGUAAUUGCUCUAACGAUCAAAAUUAUUUUGAUUAUCACACUACAACAACAGUUUUACCGCCUACUUCGAAUGGAGUGUUCGUUACUGAUCCAAACGAUGUACGCAUCAAGCACGAGCGCAAUUAUUCCGAUCCCCGAGAUUUUGGCUAUUAUCCUUAAUUAAAUCUUGUUACGUAUUACAUGUAUUAAAAAUAUCUAAUAAAAGGAACUCAAAUUUUAAAA